CUCAUGCGUUUUGGAAGAUUCGGAUUCACGUACCGUUUUCUACCAUCCAAAACACAUUUCCGCAUCAUGACACCAAACUACGAAUCCUGGUCAAAGGAUGAGCUGAUCGCACGUCUCAAAGAGCUGGAGGCAAAAAAGCACCCCAAGUCAACUCAUUCACCAACAUCUAAAAAACCAUUUCAUUUUUCAUCCCACCCGAAGCGGAAGAUCGCUAUCAAGUUCUGUUACUCGGGGUGGGAGUAUAAUGGGCUGGCAUAUCAAAACGGUCCUACGCCUCUUCCAACGGUCGAGGACGUCUUGUUUAAAGCCUUUGUAAAGGCAAGGCUCGUCGACGAAACUGGCGGCUUGGAUGGAUGUGGAUGGGAGAAAUGUGGAAGGACUGAUCGAGGAGUGAGUGCUGCUGGUCAGGUAGUUUCGUUAUGGGUUCGAAGUGCUCUCCCCACCGAAACUUCUUCCAAGGUAACAUCAUCACCACCGUCUGAGGAUGUAUCCACGGAGGACACUCCCCAAAACACCUCACUCCAGUCUUCUACAAAACACGAGCUCCGCUACGUAUCCAUACUAAAUCGCUUGCUCCCUCCAACAAUCCGCGUCUUAGCAUGGUCUUCCAUUUCCCCCGAUUUUUCUGCUCGAUUCAACUGUAAACACAGACAUUACAAAUACUUCUUCACCUCUCAUGGACUCGAUGUAUCUCUAAUGCAAUCAGCUGCCAACCAUCUCGUUGGCGAACAUGACUUUCGCAAUAUGUGCAAGCUUGAUCCAGGAAAACAAAUCACCAACUUUCACCGCUGUGUCAUGCGCGCACAGAUCAAUCCGCUCUCUCCAGAGUCUGAUGGCGAUAAUCGAGUAUACGUAUUCGAUCUCGUAGGAUCCGCUUUCCUAUACCAUCAAGUUCGACAUAUCAUGGCUCUCCUUUUCCUCGUCGGAACAGGAGUUGAACAACCGUCCAUUAUACCAGCUCUUAUGAACGUCUUUCAUGCAGAAUCAGAUUCAUCAACAAAGUCUCCGUUGCCACUGGUAGAUCGCAAACCCGAGUAUCAGAUGGCAGACGCCCUUCCUCUCAUGCUUUGGGAUUGUGCAUACGCAGAUUCGGAUGUCACAUGGCAAACCGACGGCGACGGUACAGAGAGCGGCGCCGGCUCAGACCUCUAUCAUCAACUCCAUUCUAUUCAUCAACGCUCCCUCAUCCACACAGUCCUAGACGAGCACUUCUUCACAGCUGCCACUCAAUAUCAUUCUCCACCACCUCAAUACUUCCCUUUCAGUCAGACAGGACUGACACCUCACACGCUUCCUCAUUCGACUUCGGGUCGAGAACCGGUCCUUGGUGUGCCACUCGGCGCAGGGACGUACAAGCGCAACGCAAGGUACAUUCCUUUGUUGGAGAGGAAGAGACUUGAUCACGUCGAUGUGGCCAACGAACGAUGGCGAAUAGGCAGGGGGAGCAAGUAUAGCAAGCAAAAGACGUCUGAUGAUGGAACCGAAUGAACGCGCACUUGUGUACGCCGUUUCGCGGUAGGCUAUUGGGUAGUAUGCAACCUUGUGCUUUAUGUACUUCGACCGGUACAUUUUGAUUAUAUUUCUGUACUACACUUUGUGUCCAAUCCUACCCUUUUCGCAUACGAUUAUUUCCUCGUUUCCCCAGUGACUGCGCGCGUUAAAUCCGUGAGUCGGUGAAGAAG
Messenger RNA from Suillus discolor, 1682 nucleotides. RefSeq names its product pseudouridine synthase. NCBI's taxonomy places the organism in Eukaryota, Fungi, Basidiomycota, Agaricomycetes, Boletales, Suillaceae. Gene Ontology annotation, cellular component: cytoplasm; nucleus. The transcript has a single exon. The record is from RefSeq and is a predicted model, not a curated record. Bases 4 to 1488 code for a protein of 494 amino acids. Gene Ontology annotation, molecular function: pseudouridine synthase activity; RNA binding. Gene Ontology annotation, biological process: tRNA pseudouridine synthesis; mRNA pseudouridine synthesis.